This is a messenger RNA of Penaeus chinensis, 1663 nucleotides long. RefSeq lists its product as uncharacterized. The record is from RefSeq and is a predicted model, not a curated record. The coding region runs from base 639 to 1121 and encodes 160 amino acids. Lineage: Eukaryota; Metazoa; Arthropoda; Malacostraca; Decapoda; Penaeidae. The transcript is spliced from 2 exons.
AAUCGCCAUCCUAACCUCAGAUAGGGUAGGAGGUUCCUCAUGGAUGGGUGGGUCUGAUACCACUUGCAUCUAAGCUAACUGUUGGAGGGUCUACCUGGUACAGCUGCUCAAAAUACUCAGCACAACUUUCAUGAACCUCAACAUGAUCUGCAAUGAUCUAUCUAUCCACUGAGCGAACUGCAGUCAUCUGUGAGGAGGGCUUAGAGUUCAGCUUUCUCAGGGCUUGGUAGGCAGGGCGAAGGUCAUUUACCAAGAAGUGGCCUUCAAUCUCCUCAGCCAGCAAGAUUCCUAAUGAACUGUUCCUUGUCCCUUCUUAGCAGUGUCUGAGCCCUACACAUCAAAGAGUGACACAAGUCCUGAUUGCCAUUCAGCCGAGCCAUGUGACACGCUUCAGUGUUCUCUAGUGUCUCCAGGGAGAUGAAAUUCUGCCUUGCCCUCGGGUGUACCCUAAUGGACUCCUGCACUGCUUCGAGUGUUUCGCACUUGAAGGCUUCCUACAGAGCAGCUGGGUCCAUCAGGUUUUUGAACCUACAGGUACACUCCUCCUCCCACAGUCUGUCCAAGUGGAACAUCCUAGAGUGGCCACUGGAGGGAUGAAUAGUUUUGAAGUGAAUCUGUAGGGUAGCCACAACCAGCAUAUGGUCAUUGUCACAAAACUUGGGACUCUGGUAAACCCUGCAAUUCUAGAGGUUCCUCCAUCUAAUGCUGACGAGAAUGUGGUCAAUUUCCUUGGCCACAGUACCCAUAUCGCUAUACCAUGUCCAGUGAUGUGGAUUGGAGUGAUCAUACCAGGAGUUAAAAUCCUCAUUCUCUUGGGACCUAGCAAAGUCCCAGAGAAGGAGGCUGUUCUCACUGUGCUUGGAUCAGCCAUAGGGACCGACAAACAUUUCAUAGCCAGCUCAAUCACAGCCCGAUACCACAUUGAAGUCACCCAAAACAAUACAAAUGUCUCACCAGAGGCAAUUAUCUGCCAAGGAUGUGAGUUUGGCGUAAAAGACCUCUUAAACAUAGAAUUUGCAAAUAUCUGUAGGAGCUUAAGCAGCAAUAAGAGACAUGAAGCCAAAAGCAUGCUUCAGUCUCAGUGCCAUAAUAUGCUCCUCAACUGGUGUUCCCUCAACUAAUGAGGGUUGAAGUUGGCUGGAGAUGGCUGUGGGUACUCCCUGGGUGUGAUGACCAUCACUUUGGCCCAACUAGUAGUACCAGGUCUUCUCACCUCUGAGAGGGCAGCCACUUCAACUCCCAACCGCUCCAAUUCCCUCAAUAGCAGGGGUAACUGCUUAUCCUGCCACAAGGAUUGAAUGUUCAAAUUGCCUACCUGAUAGCUUGCAUGAGGUUAAACCAUGUGCAGUCACUUCGCGUGGAUGCCACACCUGCUAACGCUGCCCCAAAUAAAGGGGGUCCAGUGUCUGCCUGUGGGGGUUCCCUAAGGCUUUGUCCCACAAGCCUCAUGUUGGGUUGCCUAGGGCUUUGCCCCAUAGGCCUCAUGUUGGGUUGCCGCCUGCCGGGGUGCAAGCGGGACGAGUAACUUGCAUUUACAUCCUGUGCCCCAACAUUUGCCCUCCCAACAGGAACUGCAUCCCUCCUCGCUUGCUGGGUGGGAGGGACAGCACCCCUCCCCCCAGCAUAUCCAUUUAUUUUGGUUACUGCUGGUGAGUUAUGUGUG